AUGUCUAAUGAGACUUGUGAGCACUGGCAGAGUUUAUUCAGUCGUAUCAACCAGUACUUUCGUGAUGAUAUCGUUCUGAAUGGAACAGAACAUGCUUCAAAAGAGCUUGGGUAUGCAAUAACCGCUGCUUAUUUGGUUGUGAUAAUUUUUGGAGCAUGUGGUAAUUUCCUUACGAUGCUCGUCGUUGCCCUGAAUCCUGCUAUGCGGACAACUCGAAACUUUUUCAUCUUUAAUUUGGCUCUGUCAGAUUUUUUUGUGUGCACUGUGACGGCACCAAUGACCCUGUAUACGGUUCUUUAUAUGUUUUGGCCGUUCGGCACGGCUUUGUGUAAAAUUGCCGGAUCGCUACAGGGUUUUAAUAUAUUUUUAUCGACAUUCUCCAUUGCAGCUAUUGCUCUUGAUAGGUAUGUACUAGUGAUCUUUCCAACGAAACGAGAACGGCAGCAAAAUUUGUCGUUGAUGUUCUUCGUUUUCAUAUGGGUUGUAUCCUUAAUACUUGCUGUUCCUCUUUUGAUUGCUUCCGAUUUAAAUACUAUCUAUGAGGAUCCAUCAUGUGGAAUAUCAUUGCGAAUAUGUCAUGAGCAAAACGAUAUUUGGCAAACGAUGAUGAUUUCAAAGCAAACAUACACGUUAUCCGUUCUCGCAACUCAGUAUGCCUUCCCAUUGUUCUCGUUGGUGUUCGCCUAUACUCGAAUCGCCCAUCGCAUGAAAUUGCGAUUCGCUAAUCGCAACAUAUCCUUCCCGAACUCACUUAGCCAAAAUCAACGAAGAAGAUCUGUAGUUGAACGUCAACGUCGGACUCAUCUUCUUCUGAUGUGCGUUGUGGCCGUCUUUGCCAUUGCAUGGUUGCCUCUGAAUGUUUUUCAUAUGGUGAAUACUUUCGAAUGGGUAUCGCUAUUCUCUGUCUCAACAUUUGCCGUUUGCCAUGUGGCUGCGAUGUGUUCCGCAUGUUUGAAUCCGCUCAUCUAUGCAUUUUUUAACCACAAUUUCCGAACAGAAUUUAUUGCUUUAUUCGAAAGACUUGGACUACGGAAACUCCGUGGUGUGGUAUUCACAUGGGAUGAGGAUCGUGCACGUAAAAAAGGUAUGGAACGAGAAAGUAAAACCACUGUAACCAGAUGCAAUAACGGAGGUGCUCCAUCUCUGUUAACUACACAAUUCGAACGACAUUUGGAAGAAAGUGUCGCAUUGAAUCCGGACACUGACGAACAGCUCUAA
This is a messenger RNA of Necator americanus (New World hookworm), 1218 nucleotides long. RefSeq lists its product as uncharacterized. Gene Ontology annotation, cellular component: neuron projection; plasma membrane. Gene Ontology annotation, molecular function: neuropeptide Y receptor activity; neuropeptide binding. The transcript has 8 exons. Gene Ontology annotation, biological process: G protein-coupled receptor signaling pathway. The record is from RefSeq and is a predicted model, not a curated record. Lineage: Eukaryota; Metazoa; Nematoda; Chromadorea; Rhabditida; Ancylostomatidae. The coding region runs from base 1 to 1218 and encodes 405 amino acids.